AUGAAGCUUCGGGGCUCUUUGGCCGCAGUGGCAACAACGGCGAUCACAUUCUUCGACGUUGCACAGGCCCAUUGUUAUAUCUACUCCGUUUACGUUAACGGUGUUGAUAGCGGUACCUUCUCAGGGAUCCGUACACCAGCAUACAAUGGACCACCACCAUACGGUUUCGCUAAUGGACCCGUCAAAGACCUCGACAGCAUAGACCUGCGAUGCAACGUGCUAGGUGAUCACCAGGUACCGCAUACUAUCCAAGUGACACCCGGGGACAACCUCACAAUGGAAUGGCACCACGACGCCCGCACGGCUACGGACGAUAUCAUCGCAUCUUCACACCACGGCCCUGCGAUGGUAUAUCUCAGCCCGGACCCACCCAGCGAUAACUCCUUUGUCAAGAUCUGGGAGGAGGGUAAAUUUGCUGAGGGGGAGGGUCCUAGAGCCCCGGGGAAGUGGGCUACCACGGCUGACAUAGCGGGCAACGGAGGCAAGAUGAACGUGAGAAUCCCUAAGGGGCUCAAAGCUGGCUUUUACCUUAUCAGGGCCGAGAUGAUUGGUCUUCACGAGGCUGAGGUCAGCUACCAGAAGAACCCUAUCCGCGGGGCGCAGUUCUAUCCGAAUUGUAUUCAAAUAGAGGUUCUAGGUGACGGCGAUGUCAGCCUCCCUGAAGGUGUCAGCUUCCCAGGAGCUUACAAAUGGGAUGAUCCUGGCAUUAUCUACGAUGCAUGUCUAUCUAUUAGAUUACUGCCAUUUCUUAUAACUAUUCCAGGCCCGACGGUAUGGUCUGGUGCAUGGCCUGAUACGCCAUCGGUUGAACUCGGUGCUAUGACGGGAGUUACGAAAGUUACGAGCUGGAACACUUGGGUCGUGAAAUCAGUUGUCACGUCGGCAUCGGCUGGACAGGUCUUGGGCACGUCCACUUACCAGGCUCAAUGGUCGUCUACUUACCACGCGCCUACACCAACUGCGUAG
Daldinia childiae is the source of this 966-nucleotide messenger RNA. Its product is annotated as putative endo-beta-1,4-glucanase D. The record is from RefSeq and is a predicted model, not a curated record. Bases 1 to 966 code for a protein of 321 amino acids. The transcript has 5 exons. Lineage: Eukaryota; Fungi; Ascomycota; Sordariomycetes; Xylariales; Hypoxylaceae.